Messenger RNA from Paramecium pentaurelia, 358 nucleotides. NCBI's taxonomy places the organism in Eukaryota, Ciliophora, Oligohymenophorea, Peniculida, Parameciidae. The record is from the annotation of a GenBank genome assembly.
AAUGUCUAAGGAGAAUAAAUGUUCACGUUUCAAAAAAUCAAAAAAGCAAAUUGAUACUCUUAAUGACUUUUACCAAAAACAAUAGAUCUGGGGAUAAAAUACAAUAAAAGAAAUAGCUAACCUGACUAAUUUACCAAAGGAGAAAAUAUAUAAAUGGUAUUGGGAUCAAAACAAGAAAUUUAGGUAAGAAUUACCAUCAGAUGAAAUUGAAGGAGAGAUAAUAGUUAAAUAAGAUCAUUUGAGUUCAAAUACCCAUGAAAUACUAUAUUGUAGUGGACUUUAAUUAAAUUAAGAAUUAGAUGAAAAUUUAAAAAAUAGGCUAAUCAAAUUAGCCAGAGAUUUGAUUUUAAUAAAAUGA